Peronospora farinosa is the source of this 2148-nucleotide messenger RNA. Lineage: Eukaryota; Oomycota; Peronosporomycetes; Peronosporales; Peronosporaceae. The record is from the annotation of a GenBank genome assembly.
AUGCUACGUUUGAGACGCGCUCGUAUCCUGCCGCCGCUGACGGCCUCACGCCAGUCCCAGCGACUAAUAUGGAGCCCCGCCUCUGGCUUCAUGGCGUGGCUUGGUUUUGGCGAUACUAAACGCCCUACAAGCUCUACAAACCCCACAAAGCAGCCAUCAGUCCAGCCUAAAACUCCGCGUAAACGCUGGGCCUCCAAAAGAGAGCACGUCUUGAGGCCGCAGCCAUCAGCCGACGCCUCAUUCCCGACAGUGCAGAAAUCACUGAGUCUAAAAAGGAAAAAAAAUGCCGUCCACGCGCUUGGCCGCUUAUCACAGAAGAUCAAAAACGUGUCGUCAUCGAAACAGCUUUUGGACGCCUGGAAGAUCAUUUCACAGUGUCGACCGUUUGUCGUACAAGAGGAUGAACCCUUUCAAGUUCAACUGGCAUCAGUGGAAAACGUUCAGGACAAUGAUUCGUGGCUCUUGCAGAUUGUGCCUGCCAAUGUCUUCGCAAAGCUCUCGGCCAAGUUGUUCACACGCAUCAUGUUUGUGGGGUCCACCCAGGUGGGUCCAUUCGAUACUGAUGUGGUGGUAGCCAAUGAGACUGUUAUGGUGGGGUAUUUCGUGAAGGCUUUUCACAGGAUGAAGGAGCACGAGCUCGUGGUGACGUUCUUUGAAGCUUACGACCGUGACCGGGGUGUCUGGCUGCAGGAACACCAGCUCCAUGCAGAAGCUACAGUGCCAGAUGACGGCCUUAGUGACGGAGACAAGGAAGAGGAAGCCAAGCCAGACUAUAUAGAGAAACAGGUGUUGAUUAAGAGAGUUACGCGGCUCCCACGUACCGUCUAUUCGUGUUAUCUUCGCUCUCUGGCUGCUUUGAGGCAGUCAAAAAAGAUCGUACGGUUCUUUGAGGACAACGAACACCAGCUUGAGAGGAUCUGUGUUACAGUUCCCAACUUGCAUUUGAUCCUUCACGCCUGCUACAAUGAGAAGAAUGGAGCCCUGGCACGGCGAGCGAUCGACACGAUUUUGAAAUGCUCCCCUGCCGCUGUCAUUCCACUGGGUUGCUAUGAGCUAGCGAUCCGAGCUAAUUUGUGCGAUCGCAAGCGUGACGAGCAAGGGUUGCUGUCUGCAAUCCACCUGGCGCAAGCACUGCUCAAUGAUGGCGGCUUCAUCUUGAAACCUGACAUUUGGUCCAGACUUGUCAAGGCGAGUUUGGUUUGGGAUCGUCCAGAUCUCGCGCUUGACGUCUUCAAAACGUAUCCACGCCAUUGUAUACCUGAAUACCAGAGCAAUUUUCGUCAGGUGCUGCGGACAGCAAGCCGCCUCGCUGGGUCUACUGCGCUCGAAAUGAUGCAUUUCUGCUGGGUCAGCUACGAUGCCGAUUAUCCUGACAGGAAAAUGUUGCUUGACGAAAGAAAAGCGUAUAAAGAUACCAUUUAUCUCAAUAACCCGGAAGUUAAAGCACUGUCGCUGGGAGAUGCGGUGCUACCACCAAACAUUCCUGUGGUCAACAAGGAGGCUGAAACUGAUAUGCUCAAUACAAUGAUGUGGGAUUUGCUGAAGCACUGCCAUGAUGUGCCAUCCACCGUGCAAGUGUUGGACCUCAUGGAAUCCACUUGCUCGAAAGGUGGUGGAGUGGCUUUACGCAAAGCUGUAGUAAGCAUGUUUGAGUACGACAUGAAUGAGAAGAAGAUGUCGCCUCGCGCUGCAGUGGAGAGCUCGCUGAACUUUUGGAAAGAGCAUUCUACAGUGUUGCAUGGCCAGGGGUUUCUGGUGCACGUGCUAUUGGAGGAGUGUAUAAAGCAUCAACUGGAUGACGAGUGCGAGUUCUUGGUGAACUACUUACUGGACGUUGGUGUGGGACGUGUACCAGUCAACUCAGUCGUCAAGAUGAUGGAAGCCAACGAGUUACGCGGGCGCUUCGAAGCGAAUGCUCGCAUUGGCGAUAAACUCCUUUACAAACUCUUUCGUAGCAACCGUGGAAAGCUUCGCGACGACUUUUAUGAGCGCUAUCUGAUGAGCUAUCUCCGUCUAGAACAAUUUGACAAAGUGGGCCAGCAGUAUGCCUAUUUCAACCUUGAGCAGCGUUUCCCUUACAACAAAGUUAUCCGGACAAUUGUGCAGGAUGCAGCUGCGCAAGAGGACAAGUUUGAAAGCAACAAGUAA